UUCAAGAGUUGACACACUUCAUAUUCUGGUUGAGUUUCGUUUUGUUGUUUGAUGUCCGGUGAUUUGCAUACGAAAAAAAAAGUUGAAAGACAACAUUUUAAUAGGCGUUACCGAGAAAUAAAGGCUUAAAACGCAUUGCAAAAAUUAAAGAUUUGAAAAAUGUCCGCAAAGCGUAAGGCAGGUGGUAAUGGAACCGGUCCCAACAAACGUCGACCAAAGAAGAAGGAAUCUGACUAUGAGGACGAAUUCAGCGAUGAGUCUGACGACGAUGUUGGCCAACAAUUGCAAAGGGGAACCCAAAUGGAAGUUCUAAUACCACACGAUAACAUCGAUCCACCCAGCAAAUUACCGGAGGAUUUGCUUGCUACAUUGGAAAAAACACCAGGUCAGUUGCUGCUGGCUGGCAUGGUUACCUGGGAUUUAACUGGCAAGCGCGAUCGAAAAAAUGUCGCAAAAGUGCGUCCCAAUCUUUAUAGCUUUCAUCGCUUCACGGAUGGAAAGUAUCGCUCUGUAGCUAGUGGUCCCACUGCUGCGCACACAAUAUUAAUAAACAUGGAUCGCAAGGCACUUGGCUUUGGACGUAAUCCUAGCGGCCAGCUAGGUCUUGCCCAGGAUAUGAAGCUGGUGGAAAAGCCAACUUUAAUUCCAGCAUUAGAUCAUUUAAACAUUGUUCAAGCAGCCGCUGGGCGUCAUCACACGCUCUUCCUCACAGAUAUGGGCACCGUAUAUGCUUGUGGAGAAAAUAAGUCUGGGCAAUGUGGUGUGGGAAAUACGCAUCCGAAUAUUUAUGCACCAACGCCGAUUAAUUAUCGUGGUCCUCCCAUAAUUCGCAUUGGCUGCGGUGCAGAAUUCUCUGUUAUUCUUGAUAUUAAGGGUAAUUUGCAUACCUUUGGACUACCGGAGUAUGGUCAACUCGGCCACAAUACGGAUGCCAAGUAUUUUGUAAACGCGAACAAGCUCUCAUUCCAUUUCGAAACUUCACCGAAAAAAGUAGUACUUUACAUUGAGAAGAGUAAAGAAGGACAUGUGACACCCGUUGAUGGUGUACAGAUUGUUGACUUUGCUUGCGGUAAUAAUCAUACGGUGGCGAUUGACUCCAAGAAGCGCGUCUAUAGCUGGGGCUUUGGCGGAUUUGGCCGCUUGGGUCAUGCUGAGCCAAAGGACGAAAUGGUUCCACGCCUUAUGAAAUUCUUUGAUGCUCAAGGUCGUGGCGGGCGGAGUGUAUAUUGUGGCUCUACUUUCAGUUUAAUAGUUAAUGAGUUGGGAUUACUAUUUCUCUUUGGACAGAACAAGAAAACAGGAGAGGCGAACAUGUAUCCAAAGCCUGUACAGGAUUUGGCAGGCUGGAAUAUAACAUCAAUAGGUUGUGCUAAUACAUCUAUUAUGAUAUCUGCAGACGAUACACUAAUUGCAUGGGGCGCAUCGCCUACCUUUGGCGAGUUGGGAAUUGGAGAGUUCCAAAAAUCAUCGACGGUUCCAAAAGAGGUACCUAAAAUGGACAGCAUUAAAAUACCUCAGGUUACUAUGGGCUAUUCCCAUACAGUUCUUAUUGUGGAUACAACUCACGAAGCCACAAAACAGAAAUUUGAUAAAAUGCCUGAAUAUACCAUUGAGGAUUGAGAUGCGUAAAUUCAUCCUAUCAUAAAAAUUGAACAUUAAUCAUACCGCUGCCAACAAUAAUACUGCUCUAUAUACAUAUAAAUACAUACAUAGGUACUAAAAAAAGUUUGAACUGAUCAACGAAACACUGCUGCUACUUAUAGACCCGGGACAAUGAAGACAUAAAGAAUAGAAUUACUCUACAUUUAUAAGUUUCACUAAUCCGAACACAUCCAAUACGUAUAUCUCAAAUAUUAAUUUUAUAUUAUCAGCAUUACAAUUACAAUCCAUAUUAUUUUGGUAAUUAGUUUUCGUAAUUUCUAUUUCAUAUAUUCUAUUUAUAAUCUAAUUUGUAAAACUUCUUUAUGUAUUAAUUUAUUGCCAUUCAAAAAUAGGCAUACACUCACAAAUCUUCUAUUUCAAUAAUAAAUACUUUUAUAUUUGAUCUUA
Drosophila albomicans is the source of this 2049-nucleotide messenger RNA. Its product is annotated as protein RCC2 homolog. Lineage: Eukaryota; Metazoa; Arthropoda; Insecta; Diptera; Drosophilidae. The coding region runs from base 160 to 1620 and encodes 486 amino acids. The transcript is spliced from 5 exons. The record is from RefSeq and is a predicted model, not a curated record.